This is a messenger RNA of Kuraishia capsulata CBS 1993, 1524 nucleotides long. RefSeq lists its product as uncharacterized. The transcript has a single exon. The coding region runs from base 1 to 1524 and encodes 507 amino acids. The record is from RefSeq and is a predicted model, not a curated record. Gene Ontology annotation, biological process: nitrate transmembrane transport; nitrite transport. Lineage: Eukaryota; Fungi; Ascomycota; Pichiomycetes; Pichiales; Pichiaceae. Gene Ontology annotation, molecular function: nitrate transmembrane transporter activity; nitrite transmembrane transporter activity. Gene Ontology annotation, cellular component: membrane.
AUGAAGUUUUCAUCUCUAUACAGAAGCCCGGAGCUUAACCCCAAGGAUCUCAAAGCAUUGACGAUUCCUAUCUUCAACCCAAUCAACGUCUACGGCAGGUGCUUCCAUCUUUCCUGGCUUGGUUUUUUUGUCUGUUUCUUAUCAUGGUUUGCGUUUCCACCUCUGCUACACGGUUCUUUGAAAAAAGAUCUGAACUUGACUGCAGUUGAUAUCGCCAAUGAUAACAUCUGCGGUCUCAGUGCAACUCUCAUUGCCAGAUUCGUACUUGGUCCUUUGUGCGACAAGUUCGGUCCAAGAUGGGUAAUGGCUGGAACUUUGAUUGUUGGUGCAAUUCCUACUGCGUUCUGUCCUUUGGUGACCAAUGUGUCUGGUCUACAUGCUAUCAGAUUUUUCAUUGGAUUUCUGGGUGGUUCCUUUGUGCCCUGCCAAAUGUGGACUACAGUGUUUUUUGACAAAACGAUUGUAGGAACCGCCAAUGCCCUUGCGGGUGGUUGGGGUAACGCUGGUGGUGGUGUUGCAUUUUUUAUGAUGCCUGCCUUAGUAUCGAGUCUACUGGGAGACGGUUACUCCCUGCAUAGAUCAUGGGGACUGGCGUUCACCGUGGGUCCGUUUGUUAUUCUCGUGUUUGUUGCUGCUCUUGUGAUUCUUUUUGGACAGGAUUGCCCGGAGGGGAAAUGGAGUAAGCGGAAGGAUAUUCUCGGAAUAGGUAUUGAUAAUACUCUGGUGACCGUUGUUUCCGUGAGGUCUGACCAGAAGACCAGCAAGAGGAUUGUCUCUCAAGUGACCCCUGGCGAUAGUGCUUCUGCCGAAAACGUUGCUGUUGAUGAGCUAAUCAUGGCUGAUGAAAUCAUCGAAGACCCAACUCUUCUUGGAGCUCUUAAAACUUCUUUCAGCUACAGAACUAUGCUUACUGCAUUGUGUUACCUGUGUACUUUUGGUGGAGAGUUGGCAAUCGAGGCCAUUCUUUCAGGCCUUUAUUCCCAAAAAUCUCCAAAAUGGUCGCAGUCAUUAGCCGGUGAUUGGGGUUCCAUGAUGGGUCUUUUGAACAUAAUUACGAGACCUCUGGGUGGUGUUAUCUCAGAUCUUCUCUACAGAACCUUCAAGACUACCAAGGUGAAAAAAUUCUGGAUGAUUUUUUGUGGGUUCAUGCAAGGAGUAUUCUUGCUAUGGAUAGGUCUUGUUACCAGUUUGAGUGUCCACGGAACCAUCGGUGCUCUUGCUGCGAUGAGUGUUUUUAUGGAAAUGGGCAAUGGUGCAAAUUUCUCAACCGUGUACUUCAUCAACAAGAAACACCCAGGUAUUGUGGCAGGAACUACUGGAGCCUUUGGAAACCUUGGUGGUAUUGUCUUCUCCUUAGUGUUCAGAUACAAUGUCACUGAUAAGGGUACCUCUGACUAUGGUCGCAGUUUCUACAUCAUUGGUGCUAUUUGCAUGGGACUGAAUGCUUUGGUAUGUUUUAUACCCAUCAGAGAGGAUAAGUACGUCUCUGCCCACCAUGAGGCAGAAGGAGACGUCAAAGUCUAG